GUGCAUACGGGAUACGCGAUGAACGUUAAUAUUGGUGAUCCGUUUAAGGAAUUCUUCGUUCUACUUGAAACUGUAACAUCGCGUUUCUGGGUCGUUGGAAUCGACUGCUUCGACUGGUUUCCAUUUUGUCAGGGCAAAACGAAGUAUUCGGUUGCUGAAUCGAAAGGCGCUCGAUUUGAGUUAGUUCCAUGUAACCAGAAUUUCGACUGUAAGAAGGCGAUUACAUUCAACCCUUUUCGUUAUACUGAUCAAAUCUCGGUGCUGGAAAUGAAUGGUGCUGCCGCCUGGAAGUUUGAAAAUGCAACGUUCAGAACGGUAUCUGUUGUACUGCCCCCCAGUAUGGAGGAAUACCAAAAAAUUAGUGGAGUAAUUGGUUUGGCAAGACUAAAUAUCCAGAAUGAAUUUACGAAAAACAAUCCAAUGAGACGGGCCAUCCGUGCGGGUACUCCAAUCAUCACCAUUGCCCUACCGAAGCUGGUUAAUUUUUUUUGA
This is a messenger RNA of Gongylonema pulchrum, 492 nucleotides long. Lineage: Eukaryota; Metazoa; Nematoda; Chromadorea; Rhabditida; Gongylonematidae. The record is from the annotation of a GenBank genome assembly.